Lactuca virosa is the source of this 392-nucleotide messenger RNA. The record is from the annotation of a GenBank genome assembly. Lineage: Eukaryota; Viridiplantae; Streptophyta; Magnoliopsida; Asterales; Asteraceae.
AUGUUGCAACCGAGGAGUGCAGCUUAUGUGUGUCAGGUUGCACACAAGCAACAUAAGGGUGAUAUGGAGAGGGAGGAGGAGAGAGAACAUAAUAAUGACUCGUAUGAACAAACUCAGGCUUCAAAAGUGGAUUUAAAGAAAGAUAAACAUGAGAUGUCAAUGCUUCUCAAGUCUGUUAAAAUGAAAAUCAAAACAACUCCCGUUAUUGCCUUCUUCUGAUGCUAAGAAAUCUAAGAGGAAAGGGUAAUAAUGGGCACAAAUUUUCAUGGGAUUAUUGUUUGUGUGAGAUCGGUAUGCAAUUUUGUUUUUUUUUUCUUCAAUUUUAAUGUUAUGGUUAUAAAGUUUUGUAUUCCUCACCAUAUUUAUUUGUUUUGGAUUCAUUUUUAGAGGUU